GUGCGCAUGCGCAGUGUUCAUUCCCAAAGAGCUUGUGUCCUGCAGCCUCAUUGCUCUGGCCGAGAGUCUGGGAGCCGAGCCGGACUGGUAAAAGUGCUGUAGGAUAUGUACCAAAGCACAAUGGACAAGUAUGACAUUGUACGGAUGAUUGGGGAAGGAGCAUUUGGAAAAGCGUAUCUGGCAAAGGGAAAGUCUGAUAACAUGCAGUGUGUAAUCAAAGAGAUCAACUUGUCAAAGAUGCCAACGAAAGAGAAAGAAGCUUCUCACAAGGAAGUGGUUCUGCUUGCCAAGAUGAAGCACCCCAAUAUUGUCACCUUCUUUUCUUCUAUUGAAGAAAGAAAUAAGCUGUAUAUCGUGAUGGAGUACUGUGAUGGUGGGGAUUUGAUGAAGAGAGUAAACAAACAGAGAGGAGUGCUCUUUGAGGAAGAUCAGAUCCUCAGCUGGUUUGUGCAGAUUUCAUUGGGACUGAAACACAUUCAUGAUCGGAAAGUCCUGCACCGAGACAUCAAAGCACAGAACAUUUUCCUUUCCAAUAAUGGAACACUGGCAAAACUGGGAGACUUUGGCAUAGCAAGAAUGCUGAACAACACAAUGGAACUGGCGCGUACCUGUGUGGGAACUCCAUAUUACCUCUCUCCUGAAAUCUGUGAGAAUAAGCCAUAUAACAACAAAACGGAUAUUUGGUCGUUAGGAUGUGUGCUGUAUGAGUUAUGUGCCCUUAAGCAUCCGUUUGAAGCUAGCAGCCUGCGCCAACUGGUGCUGAAGAUCUGUAGAGGCCGAUAUGAGCCAAUCCCGACUAAGUAUUCCUAUGACUUGAGGAUUCUGGUGUCUCAGCUUUUCAAAAUAUCCUCUCGGGACCGACCUUCCAUCAACUCCAUCUUAAAGAAACCGUUUCUAGAGAAACGUAUUAACAAACACCUGAGUCCAGAGCUCAUUGAAGAGGAGUUCAGCCAUACUGUCAUACACAGGAAAAAACCAUCAUCAAAUCCAGCCAGAUAUCCUUGUAAACCUAAACAAUUACCUGUUGCCAAAGUUGAAGUUGCAAAAGCUGAGAGAUGCAAAAUCCGUGAAGUCAACUCUCCCAAGCCUAAAGUAGCUGUGCAACCUAGGAGGGAAGUCUUACCUAAGAGGAAUGAAUGGAAACCUCCUUCUGUUCCACAGCAACAUGCAGUCAAGAAGUAUUGGGAACCAAAGCCAGAUGUUGGCGGACGGGCAGCAGUGGCCAAGAUCCAGGGGCAGUAUGAUCACUACUUUGCCCAGCUAAACAACAUACAGAGAAGAGGCUAUGAGCAGAUGCCUAAUAAUGUGCCCCACGUCAACCAAAGAGUCGAGGAUUAUUACAAACAGAGAGCCAUGCAACAUCAAAACCAGCUGCCUGCCGAUUACUUACUGAGGAGACAGGAGGCCCAGCUGUAUAAGUUAAAGGUUGAAAAGCAAAUGGGCCUGCGUCCAUCCUCAGCCGACCACUUCUAUAAACCAGCAUCGAGACCAGCACUUUCUCCUGAGGUGCAGAUGAACAGACUUCCACAGAAACAGCAGAUUAGGAAUAAUGAGAAUAGGGAACAAGAGUAUCUCAAGCAGCUGGAGCUCAUUCGGCAGCAGUAUCACAAUGACGUGAGGGGAAAUAAAGCCAAAGCAGGGCUACAGCAGGAAGCUCCGAGACUUGUAGAAGGGACUUACCUGGUACAGCAAGGAGGCCACAAAUUGGAAGGACCCUGUGUUCAGCCUGACAGUAAAGAGCCGGCCGAGGAGAUUCAAUGUUUAAAUCAAAUAUUAAAGCAAAACAGAGAGGAACGAAGAGAACUGGAAAAGAAAUAUAAAAUUAAGGGUGGAGUUAAGUUUGAGAUUAAUUUGGAUGGGCCUACAGCAGACGAGGGCACAAAUCAAGAGGAAGAGGAGAAUGACCACCUGAAUGAUACUUUGACAUUUGAGCAUGGGAAAAAACUAGAGGGCACCAACUGGCAUAGAGUGUGCAACGAUCACAGAGGAAACAGUGAAGAUGGGAAAUCAGCUGAAGAUGAUGUCAGUUUUGAUCACAAAGCAAUGGAACAGAGGAAGCAGUGGGCCCCAGGAGCACCCCAAACACUUCUGCGUUUUCUGGGGGAUGCUGACUUCACUUCUGCAUGCAGUACCUUGGCUGAUGGGCAGAGUGCUGGAGAAUUGCCGGGGAACAGGAAGCAGUGGAACCACGUGGCACCUGGAACAUUACUGAGAGCCUUGGCAGAAACCGACGUAAAAGAAGAUGUGUGUGAUGGGACGCUGAAACCAUGGCUACCAGAAAGGCCGGACUCUGAAGCUGAUAUAAGUUCAGAUGAUGAUUUGGAUGAAGAGAGACUUGAACCAAGAUCUGAUGAUGAUGAUACCAAUUUUGAGGAAUCUGAAGAUGAACUCAGAGAAGAAGUCAUGGAGUCCAUGGAAAGAGUUUUAAUUCCAAGUGAUCAAGUAGAUGAUGCUGAUGUGAAAAAAACAAAUGCACCAAAAGCAGCCCUACAUAAAGCAGCUAAUCCUUCCAUAGAGAUUGACUCAAUAGAGGGUCCAAAUCCAGAAGAUCAUUCAGCAGCGGAAGAGAAUCCAGAUAAUAGAGAAAAGCAGUCUCUCAAGAUGGAGAACCUUGGUGAGGCACAAGACCAGACUUCAAGAGAAGAGACUGUAGAGCACAAAGAAAUCCAUUCUCUAGAAAAAGAUACUGUUGGGCAGAUAGAAAAUCAAAUUCAAGUAGAAGUGAAACUGGAACAGAUAGAAGACCAACUGCAAGUAGCUGAGAGGGAAACGGAGACAGAAAACAAGUCUUCUGGAGAAAGGAAAGUAGCCGAGGCAGCAAAUCCUGCUGAUGUCCCUACUGCACCCAGCAGUGUCUUUAUAAAUGAAGCUCCUCCAUCAUCUAAUAUCUGUUCUGUAUAGUAAAUACUCCAACUAUGACAUUAGUGUAUCGUAAUGUACCCUAUUAGUGAGCUUCUCUAUUCACUGUCUUUUGCAUGGCUGAGAAAAUCAUUGGCCCACUGCCUAUAAGCUGCCAUCUUUCUAGGCUGGCCCACUACUGUGAAUCUGCCACAGCAUGAGAUACACCUGCCAGGGUUACAGCCAUCUGGGAAACGGGAGAGGGGGUAAUUUUAGGAUAUAUUGUUGUUUUUAUUGUCCAAAUACAAUUAUUUAGCAAUAGCAGUUUCAUGUUUCAAGCUCUUUGGCCUGAGUGCACAUAUUCACUUUAUUUUCUUAUACUAUUUGGUCAUUUUCCUGUGGAACCAAACUGUAAAUUAUAUCCUUACUGAUGUAAUUUCUGUCACAUGACUUGUAUAUUAUAAUAAAUAACGUACCCCCUGCUGUAAAAUAUGAA
Molecule: messenger RNA, 3334 nt
Organism: Xenopus tropicalis (tropical clawed frog)
Lineage: Eukaryota; Metazoa; Chordata; Amphibia; Anura; Pipidae
Gene: nek5
Product: NIMA-related kinase 5
Exons: 23
Coding region: 106-2901 (931 amino acids)
Molecular function (GO): protein kinase activity; kinase activity; ATP binding
Source: RefSeq, a predicted model, not a curated record